This is a messenger RNA of Lentinula edodes (shiitake mushroom), 954 nucleotides long. RefSeq lists its product as uncharacterized. Lineage: Eukaryota; Fungi; Basidiomycota; Agaricomycetes; Agaricales; Omphalotaceae. The transcript has 4 exons. Bases 1 to 954 code for a protein of 317 amino acids. The record is from RefSeq and is a predicted model, not a curated record.
AUGUCUUUUCAAGCAUUUGAAUCAGCGCUUUACCAUCCUUUAGUACCUAUCCCUUACUUCCAAUGCGGAUUUACCACCAGCACUUUAUCAAUUUCCUCCAACCCUUCUCUUGCUAUUGUCGAUCUGCUCGAUAAAUCUAUCGGGGUCCACAAGAUCUCCUCUCGCACAGCUCAUCCAUUGGUUUCGCCCCCGAAUCCAAUAGACCAUGGUAUAAAUGAUAGUGAAUAUGAGUCUAACUGUGUCUGCUUACCUCCGCCGCCAAUUGCUUGGGAAGCAUUCUAUCCAAAAGGAAGUAUCAAUCCUUCUGCUGAAAUACCUGGCGGGUUCGGAUUCUACUUGUCCGGGCCGAAGGAGUUCUCAGACGGGUUGCUUAGCUCUUCAGAUGGUACGGGAGCAGAAGAGAUUCUUAUGAGCUAUCGUAUGAUGCUUCAGAGUGAUUGGGAGUGGGCCAAAGGGGGUAAACUACCGGGAGUAUUUGGCGGUAUCGAUAGCCUUGCGUAUGGGUGUAGCGGAGGUCGGAAAAAUAGCAGAGAGUCUUGCUUCGAUGUUCGAAUUAUGUGGAGAUCCAAAGGCGCAGGAGAACUCUACAUCUAUCUACCAUUGACCGCAGAAAACAAGAAACGUCUUCUAACUGUCCCGCCCCUCUCACUUGAAAAUCCAGAUUUUGGAUUCUCGGUUGGUCGUGGAGCUUUUUUCAUCCCGGUUGGACGAUGGGUAAGUAUCGCAAUCCGAGUGAAGCUCAAUGCCGUUGGGCUCGAUGACGGCGAAAUCGAACUUUGGAUCGACGGAGCAUCGGUCAUCUCUAUCACUGGCUUGAGCUUCUCAAACUCUGAGAAGAGUAGACUCAAAGGAAUGCACUUUCAGACAUUUUUUGGGGGUAAGUCUCCUGAUUGGGCCUCGCCCAAGGAUCAACGAGCUUGGUUUGCGGAUGUCACUGGGGUAAUUGUUGGUUAG